This is a messenger RNA of Phaeoacremonium minimum UCRPA7, 771 nucleotides long. RefSeq names its product putative methyltransferase protein. Lineage: Eukaryota; Fungi; Ascomycota; Sordariomycetes; Togniniales; Togniniaceae. The transcript has a single exon. The record is from RefSeq and is a predicted model, not a curated record. Bases 1 to 771 code for a protein of 256 amino acids.
AUGGAAAGCCAAUUAAUGAAAGACUAUGAUAGCCAAGGCGGGCGAUACAGUGACUAUGCCACUCAGUUCCCCUUUGCCAAGAUAGAAACAGAGCUUUUCCGAGCUGCCUUGGGAGACUGUGCGGGAUUGACAGUUCUGGACCUUGGCGGGGGCAGCGGGCUCAAGGCGCGCGAAGCCGUUGACGCCGGCGCGGCCAGCGUGGACGUGGUCGACAUCUCCGUCGAGAUGAUGCGGGCCGGCCAGGAGGUCGAGACGUCGCUCGGUCGCGAAGGGCGUGUUAUUUCCUGGCAUACUGGCAACAUCGCCCAGCCCCUGACACACCUGCCCCUUCGUCCGUCGUACGACCUGGUCCUUGUGGGGUGGACGUUCGACCAUGCCCACGAUCUCACCGAGUACGAGGGCAUGUGGCGCAACGCAGCAGCGUACUUAAAACCCGGCGGCCGUUUCAUAGGCAUCCGUGUCGGAGACCCUCGGAGCGAGGCGUGGGAUGGCCGGUACGGAACCCUCACAUCAGCGUUUGAGGAGACGGCCGAUGGUCUGAACUAUCGGUAUGCCCUCUUACUGAACCCCCCACUGGAGUUUGAGGCAAGUUCAAUCAACUUGAGCAUGAAGGGAAGUACAGAGCUACCGGAGAAGUAUGGAUUGACAGGUUUCUCGUCAGUGGCUCCCGAAGAAAUGUCAGUGGUCAAGGAGGAUCCAAACUUUUGGAAAUCUUUUGUAGAUAACCCUGGAUUUGUGGUCUUUCAGGCUACGAAGAGAUCUGACGUGUAG